GGAGCGCGGAGGGAUCCGGGAGAGUGGUGAGUUGGUUUAUGAGGCGCUGCCGGCAGGCGCGCUGUGCCCAGUCUGAGGAGAGCUGCCGAACGGUUAAGGUAGCAGGAGCGGAGGAGACGACUGACAGCGCGCCACUCCCGCCUACCGCGCUUAGCGAGGCUGCCUUCGUCUUCAGCGUUAGCUGCUGCCAAGCCCGGGCCAAGCCACUAUGGUUAGCAAACGGACGAGCGGGGAGAGGCGGUUUGCGUUUUAACUCGGAUGGGCGGUUGGGCCGCGCGCAAUCGGCGCCUUUUUAACCUGAGGCUGCUGUGAGGUGGGGGGGGGGAGAGGACAUCCGCCUCUCGGGGGGCUGUGGGGAGGCGCGGGGGGAGGUGGUUCGUUUCCGCCCCCUCCGCUUGUGUGUAUCUCAACGUUCCUCGGCUGGAUUCAAAAUUCAAACCACCGGCGACAGUUGUUUUCGGCGCCAUGCUGCUUUCCUCUCCCUCGCGUUUUGGACGAGAGAGAUAUACGCAUAUGCACAACCUACAUAGUCGGCGCCAGUUUUCUGCCUAGUCGAGGGAUUUUUGUUUAGAAGGCAGGCGCAGGCGGCAGUUGGCUGCAGGGGCGCGCGUUUAUGUGGGGCGGGGUGGGUGCAACAGCGUCGUUAUAGCAACCGAGAUGUCACCGCCGCCCCUUCCUUGGCAGCCCUCGGCUUGGGGGUGGGGAGGCAGCUGCUGGAAUCCAGAACCGCGAUCGCUGAUAUCUCUCUCCCCCACUACCUAAAAAAAAAUUAAGGCUUGAAGGCGUAUUUGGGGAGAAAUUCGGUGCAUGCGGAACGCCGUGUUGUCGGGGAGGGGGCGGCUGCGAGAGGGAGAAGUUGCGGGGUGAUGCAUUGCAAGAUCGCACCUGGAGGCAUGGGGGAUGCAGAGGGUAUCCAAAACGGCUGCGCCAGGUCGCCGGCUUUGUUCGUCCUCAAGGGUAAGGGGGGAAAGGGAGAGCUGUAAGAGCAGAUCGACCUUCGCAUGAGAAAAUGCAAUCUGCAAAAGCCCAGAGGCUUGGAGUUUUGUGAUGUUUGUGCAAGGAGCGGGGCGGGGAGGGUAGAAUGAGGCAGACGGUGCCUGGGCUCCCCCACCCCUGUGCUGUUAGCUAAAGAGUGCGGUCCCGGUAACCCCUGAGAUAAUAUAAACCGUUCGCUGUUCUUGUGUAUCCUUUUAAAAAGUAAAGGUUUUUUUUCUGUUGAUGGCUACUGUCGAGCUGUCACGUUAUUAAGUAAAACUUGGCAGGGUUAUACCGAGUUGUCAUGCACUGGAAUAAAGGCACUUAUUUGGAAGGAGACUUGAGGCAAUCAAUCUGAGGGUCUGCUUGAACUGUCCAGCAGCAUAAUGCAGAGGCUGUUGCUGCAGUUUUCCCUCUAGGCGUAAACCCUUGUGAAGAGAGAGCAGCUUCCUUGUCUAAUGGCAACUGUGACUCCCGCUGGGAGCGCAGCAAGGAUAUGUAAAAGGAAAAAAUCUUUCCAUGCUAAUUUUGCAGUAAGAUCUUAGUCAUUAGAAAGCUGGGCAUGAUUUGAUACUCCUAGUCUUUUGCAAAGCAAGGGUGUGCUGUGUGAAGGAGAUGGCUGCAGACCUCUGGCUUGACAGUCAUGGUUUUUUCACUUCCUAUUGAAGGAAUUGCUUAGAUGAGCUCAGUUAAGACCUUUUCACUCAAGUGAAGUUGAAUGAUUUGUUUUGACACUAAGGCUGUAUGCAGAUGUAUUCAUCAAGGGAAACUAGCUUUUCAGUGGCCAUAAAAGUAGAGGUUCAUAUACCAAGGGAUAAUUUUAGAUAUUCAAAGCUAUCAAGAUUCCAGUUAGUGCUGGUAUUCUGGGAACCUCAUCUACAAGAUGAGCAUAAUAUAUGAAAGUUGUUUUCUGUUACCCUGUGAGAGACUUAAUAUUGACCAUCUUCUAAAUACUUUUCCAUUCCUUAAAUAUAUUGGGUGCUGUGUCUCACAAACAUAGUGACCUACCUGAGAGAAAUUGUGCUUGCUUUAGAUUUGGAGAGUAGAUGUAAACCAUUUUGUAAGCGUUCUGCAACAUGUUUAAUUUGGGUAUGUCAGCCUCAGCAGCUGUCUCUUAAGCAGCCAACCCUGGACUAUUAUGAAGCUGUGCCUGGAAUAUGAAUAUACUGAAGGCUGGAAAAAUCCAAGAUGCCAGAUCACAAACACUCCAAAAAAAUUAAAAUGUUGACACCUAGGAAUAUAAACUUACCAUUGGCUGGCCGCUUGAGAACCAGAUACUGGCCUAGAUGGAACACUGGCCUAAUUCCACAGACCUUUUGCAUUCUUUAAAGGCUUCUGUUUUGAGGCAUUGGAAAUGUUUUAGUUCCUACCUAUGAUACCUUGUUUUCCCAGGUACUGUUUGUUUCUCAAGCAAUGUAUUGUGAGUAAAUGGUCAAACUAGAGUAAAAAAUUAAUGGAGAAAAUGAAACACUUUGAGGAUCUUAUCCAAAACUCAGGCUUUCUUCCUGGCGUCCUCCUUUUUGGAGCUCCUAUUGCAUAUAUCUGUUGAUAGCCAUGCUGUUAGUAUAGGUGUUGGGUUCAAAGCCUCCCAACAAUAGAGCCCCUUCUCUAUUGACAAAUAUUUUCUUCCACAGUAUUCCAACCUGGAACCCCCUUCACAUAAGGAUUACUGGUCACUAUUUCACCCUCUGUCCUCAAUGGAGUUUGCCUUAAAGCAUUUCCCCCCCAUCUACACAGAAAUAGCCCUUGGUUCCUUUUUUCAAAGCUUGUCUGUAGCCUGUUGCUCAUGACCUUCUACACUUUAAAAGUCUUUUGUUUUUUGGGGUGAAAUUAGGGAUGUCAUGGAGAGAGAUGGGUUUCACCAGGAGAGCUAGAAGCUAUCAUUAUUUAUUAAAUUUGUAUACUGCCCUUCAUCAGUAGAACAAAACAAUCCCUCUCCCACGAACACAUUUAAAAGGGUAUAGGAUGUUAGUCAGUCAAAAGCCUGGUUGAAGAGGAACAUUUGUACCAGGUGCCUAAAAGUAUAUAAUGAAAGGCUUCCCUGCAGAGAGAAUCCCACAUACAGAGUCACUGCAGAAAAGGCCCAUUCUUGUGUUGCCACCCUCCUAACCUCUCAUUGAGGAGGCACAGGAAGAAGGGCCUCAGGAUGGUUCCAGGGUCUGUGUAGAUUCCAUUGCAGCUGAGCCUGCACUGAAGCUCAUUAGUAUAUGUUUCCUUGCAGCAUAAGUUAAGAUGCUUGUAGAUGUGAAUGGCAGGUAGUAGCGGCACCUCAAAAUUCCAUUCAUGCUAUGUUUAGGUCAGAUUGUUGUUUCUCUUGAUAGAGCUACUACAGAAUAUUAUAACUGGUAAUUUUUAAUGAAAGUACAUGGUCAGUUCAGUGUAUUAGUAGUACUCUUCUGUGGUGAUGACCUCUUGGAUGUGGGCCCCUCAUUAAUCCUAGCUUGCAUAAAGGGAUCCACUUUCAUCUUGCAUAGGCCUACCUCAUAUUUGAACUUGCUCACUUUACCUUGGCACGAUAGAGGAGUGCUAGUUUACACCAGCACAUCAUGAUACCUUCCAUUAGUUUCUCUGUCGUAAUCUGAAUUUCUCACACAACUUCCCCAUAAUACCAUGCUUUUCAGUCUUGGAUUACUUCAUCUUGUAAGAAAUGUUUCCUCUUUCUUUGCCACAAGUAUAUACCUAGACUCUGACCAGAUGUUUGGAAGUAUUCUAUAAAUGCAACACAUAUGAGCUAUGUGUGCAAUUGGCAUGCACUCUUUCCAGGAAAUAUAUGAAUUGCAAAACUAGAAAUUUCACCUCAAAGUCAGUUUAUACCGGUUCUUCCUCCCACUCCAGUAAUUUAAAUCAAUCCACCUUGCUUCAUGGAGCAGGUCUAGCUCUGAAACAGGUGAACAGGGUCCUUGAUCAUAUGCAGAAUGUACAGCUUGUACCAGUGACUCACUGCAGUCUAUUCAACUUACUGAAGCAAAUCUUCUUGCCAUACAAAGUUGCCAUACACUUCAAAUGUUGCACAAUGCAGCUCUUUGGCAAAUAAGGGAUAUAGUAUAUGACUGAAAUACCUCUCGUCCUGCAAGCCCUGCUCAUGUAAGAUUGUGGGUAAGGAUGAAAUACCUGAUCCACCUCUCUCCACCCCACCUGACAUACAUUUAUUCAGAAAUACACUUGAUUCCUGUGAACCAGAUGAACACACUCCAUUUGUAAUCAAGAUCCAAUAAGUGAGUUAACAAAUCAAUUUGAGGGUGGGGAAAAUAGCCAAAACAGGAGCUUGCCUUUGAUUCUGGGCUACUCAGUCUUGCUGUUUUCACUGUCUCAGUGAAUCAGUUUCCUGAGGGGAAGUGAGCAGCAAGUUCACAAGACUCCUGCUAAAUGUUUUUUUUAGCCAUAGUAUUAAUGUUAACCAAGAGUGGUGCUUUUUGCAGGCUUCACUUCAUGCAUAGCUACCCCAGCAUCCUCUACUUCCAUUCAGCAAGUUUAGCUAUAUGUGUAUGGCCAUUUAGACAGUAUAUAAAAAUAGAUGGUGUUAUGCUCAAACUCAUAAAGUAGAAGUGACGGGUGUGAAGCAAACUGAGAAAGCCCUUUCUGUGUAUAUUUCUUUUGCCUCUUCCACCACACACACUCUUACCUAACUUGAAGCCACAGGGAGAGUUAGGAUCUUGGUUUAUAAAACUAAAGACUAUGUUGAAAUACCGUAAAUUUCGCUCCAUAACACGCAGUUUUUUCCUCCUAGAAAGUAAGGGGAAAUGUCUGUGCGUGUUAUGGAGCGAAUGCCUACAGAUGGCGGGGGAAUCUGCUGCAGUCGUGAGCAGUCCGUGGCUCGCUUUGAAACAGCAAAGCGGGUGUAAGCGGCUCCUGUCAGCUAGCGGAGCCGGGGAGGAGGGAGAGAAGCAGAGCGGGAGUUGGCUGCUUUAAAACAACCCCUGCUCUCUGUCCCUGCCUGCAGUUUUUUGCUGUCCGAUUUUGGAUUAGCCACUGUAGGGGCUGUGUGUGUGUGUGCUUGAGCUAUCGUUCUCCUCCUCCUGCUUCCCCUUCACUCUCCCAGCACCCCUGCGACUUUAGAAUUGACACUGUGUGUCUGUGUGAGGGCUCCUUCUCCUUCUCUUGCUUCCCGUUCACUCUCCCUGCGCCCUGCGACUUUAGAAUUGACACUGUGUGUGUGUGUGAGGGAUCGUUCUCCUUCUCUUGCUUCCCGUUCACUCCCCCAGCGCCCCUGCGACUUUAGGGCCAGUUCUCUCUCUCUCUCUCUCUCUCUCUCUCUCUCUCUCUCUCUGUGUGUGUUUUGACCUCACUGCGCUUGUUGGGGGAGAGUGUUGGUCGCAAUUUUUCUUGAUUUGUCUCAGAGUGGUUACUAUCAUGGUUUCCUUGCCAGGGAGGAGGGAGAGAAGCAGAGCCUGCUUGUUUUAAAGGAGCAAAGCCGGAGAGGAGCCUCUCCUGCAUUAUUAGCAGCAUCCUUCUCCACACCCCCCACGCGUGCUCCUUGUCCCUUGAGUGCUUUUCCUUCCCUCCCCACUUAAAACGUGGUUACAAAGCAUGGAUCCUCAGGAUUUUUGCACUGGGUCACCCCAAAUUCACCAUCAGAUCACAUAGCAUGUCCAUGGCUACAGCCUGCACCAAAAAACACACGCACCCACUGUUUCAUGGGGCCGCAAUGGCGCAAAAACGUGGUUACAAAGCAUGGAUCCACAUGGAUCCUCAGGAUUUUUGCAUUGGGCUACCCCAAACUCACCGUCAGAUCACAUGUCUGUGGCCACAGCAUGAACCACAAAAAUCAUACAUCCACUGUUUCGUUUAGAAUAUUUUUUUCUUGUUUUCCUCCUCUAAAAACUACGUCCAUAUUAUGGUCAGGUUCAUGUUAUAGAGCGAAAAAUACGGUACAUACUGAGGUGCACCUUAGAUCUGGUAUCUUCAAAUGGAAUGCAGUCCACUACAGGGUUAUGAAGUGCAGGCCUGUGUAGCUUGUGAUUUGAAAGCCAUCUAGAAGAAAGCUUACCAGCAACAUAGAAUGAUGCACCAAGGCUUCAAAUAUAUUUGUGCCAGAACAAUUAAGUCCCAUCCUUCAGUAUCUUGUCACCUUUCUCUUUAGUAACUAAGCUGUAGGAAGCUUGAGUAUGGGGAAGGCAGUUCAUGUCAUUCCACUUUGGUUCAUAUGUAUGUACAAGGAACUCCCUAUUUGCACGGUGGUUGCGUCCUAGGUAUUUGCAUGUGUCAGCGGAGCACGCAUCUCCCUACCCUUUUUCAAGUUGAAAAUGACCUAUGUGUCCGUCAAUUAAACAUGCACAAAAUGGUCACUGCCUGUAAUUGGAAAUUUAUUGUAUAUCUAGUUGGAGAUUGGGAGGCUUGCAACUUAACCUGAAAAUAAUUGAAUCUGGGACUAUAAAAGUGAAGAUUACUUGAAAAUGUGACAGAUUUGAACAUUAAUUUCUGUUGUAUUGAGAGAACAGUUCAGGUGGCCUGCUGGUGAAGGAGGUUGCUACUGCUCGGCUUAAUAUGGUCAGUUAAAAUUGGUUGAAUGGUUCUGCGGUAGAUUGGACUAUGGUUCUGUGGCAGACUGGGCUAAAAAUUAGUGUUCUGGACCUUUGGGUUUCCAGGUGCUACAUUGGGCUACCAUCAUUCCUAAUAUUGGCUAAACUGACUGGGGAUAAUGAGGGUUGUAAUCCAACACCAUUUGGUGACCCGAGAUUGAAGGGCACUGUGCUACAUGAUGCAAACUGAAAUGCUUUCAUAUUAUGACUAAUCUGAUGUAAUACAACUUGGCUUCAGGUGGGGGAUUUAAAAUAAGACAAUAUAACCAACCUCUCAUUUUGGUUCCAAUAAAGAGGUUAUAGAUAGUUUUUUCCAAGGGAGGUGUGGCAUUGGUAACCUCUCCUAAAUUUUGGGAUCCUUUGGAAAAUAAGUAAUGAAAUCAUACUUUUGAAAACGUUAGCUUUAUUUUAUUGAUUUCAAGAUUCUUACAUUUCAUUGUAUGAUACUAUUAAUAAGUAAUAUUAAUAUUAUUGGGUGAAUAUGCUACUUAACACUUUAUAUUUGCAUGCAGUUUUCACUAGGCUUUUUUAAAAUUGAAGACUGAUUUGUACGUAUAGGGGUUUUUGUAUUGUGGAGAAUAGCCUUGUCAUCUUACAUAAUAUAAAUUAAUGCUAUAUUUAAAAUCUGAAAUACAAUUGUAAGAUACUGCUGAGUGCAACUUGAGAUUUUUUGGUGUUUAUGAAACUUAUGAAUGCUAAGAGACUUAGUAGAAUUUAAAACAUUUUUCAUAUAUCUGUUUCUUGGAAGAAUUACAGUUCACUUUUGACAACAACAAACAUUUCUCAUUUAUAGUAACUUUCCAUGAUGCACAUCUAAGAUGUGUUUUUUCUGUAAAACCAUUAUUACUCUUAAUGUUGAAAAUUAAGUUUGCAUUGAGGAAAAUCUAUAUUUGCACCUGAAAGAAGCAGGAUGUGGUUAAGAUGUUUAAAAUCCUGCUCGCAUUUUGCUGUGGUUUCUGUGAACAUAUUGGACUUGAACCACAUGGGAACUUUUGAUGCAACCUGUAACAUACAAGUAUAGCUCGGUUUAUGCUGCAGGAAGCCCCAUUGGGGUUCUUGACAUAACAUUACUUUUCCCCAAGAAGUGUAUAUUUUAAAGCAUGAUACCUAUUGUGCAUUAUUCCCUACAAUAAGUGUUGCACAACCAGUUUGCUUCCCAGUCCAAAGAACAUAAAUUCCCAUUCAGUUUAAAUUUGGUCAACAGGAUUGCAAGUUAAGGUGAGGCUCUCCAUAGAAAUUGGCAUAUGUGCCCUACUCAAAGUCAUGAGCUUGCUCAAGCUGAAUAUAUGGCAGGUUCUUCGUAAUAGCUGAAAGGAUUAUUCUAUGCCUCAGAUGAAUAUUGUUCCAGAGCUUCAGGGCAAUUGAAAACUGCUCUUAGUGCCAGGGAACACAUAGUACUGUUGAUGUACAGUCUCUAUAGUGUUAUGACAAGUAAUUGGCUAAGCCUCUAGUUCCAGUCAUAUCAAAUGAAUCCUUGAUGCACAAUUUAGUUUAAAUAGUUUUCUGGUUAAGUGACAUGUCAUCACAUUUGUGAAAUUUACUGGGUACAAUAUUGGAUAUCAAUCUUUAGUUCUCCAUUGUUACAAUUCACUUUGAUCAUGCCCAACACAAAGCCGCUUCAGCACUGUGCUGUCUGUUUGUUUUGCAUUAUUUAAUUUGAGGUAGAAUAUCGCUUGAGCAAACUGCCAUCUGGCUUAGUUUCUCUGCUGCACCCAAGCAGUUGGCUGCUACGUAAGGGCAAGGGAUGAGAGCUCAACCUGUCCCAGCUGUCAGCCAGAAAAUCAUCUGAUGCAGAUAACUCCUCUUCCCUUCAUUAAAACUGCAGCUGUAUGAGAAGGGCAUGCAGGACCACCCCCACCCCCAUCAGUUUGCAGCGGACCAAGGGCUACUGGGAUAUUAGACCCAUUCUUUAUUGAAAGGCAGUGCCCAGAUUGAACCCAAGUAGACUUAAUGUCCAUUCAGAAUUUUUUUCUGAUUCUGGCAUUCCCAAAAUGAUUCCUUGCCAAGCUUUAUGUGGAAAUAGCGGUGUUUUUAGGAACAGGCAAAUCUGUAAGUAGGAUGUCAAUUUUCAAGGUACUAAUUUAAUUUCCCUUUAUCUUUAUAGGCUGAUCAACUGACAGAAGAGCAGAUUGCAGGUGAGAUUCUAAAUAUACAGUACUUGUGAUCAUGGUGAUAUAAAACUUGCGUAGUUUUCAGUUGAUGCGCAACUUUGUAGUUAUAAGUAGCUGUGAUGCUAUAAGUAGUAUUGUAGAACUAAUAAUUAGAAGAUAAACAUUUCUUGUGUCACACAGCCUUAUUUUUAUCAGUACCCCUAAUUUUAUCAUAUAACUAAGAACUAACUACACAUGACUUCCUGACAUUCAUAACUCAUAAGAUAGAACUGUUGCAUUGCCUAUAAUACUUGCUUUUCUUGCUGUAACAAAUUGGCAUGUGUGCAUUUCUGUACUACAAGUAGCGUACACAUUUACAAGCUUGUGCAGCAAGUUACACAAUCUGGAUUCAUACUGACUCCUCCCUCCUUUGUUGCUAUUAACCAAAUAAGAUAAAAAAUUAAGAUACUAGUAUUUUCGGUUUGGGGGAUUGAUUCUGUGUAUGUGAUUAUUUAGAUUUUUGUACCUCAGAUCAUUAAUAUUGAGUGGUAAAACUUUGCUUAAUUCAAGCCCAAGUUUAAUGAUCAAUUUCACUUUUAAAUUUUUUAAAGAUGUUGCCACAACCCAGUAAGUUGAAUAAUGUAGUUAUUCACGUGUAUCCAGUGCAGUUAGGUUUAAUAGUCUCUUAACAUGUAUGAUGCCAGUUGUGACCACACCAAACUGUGGAAGUCAGCAAACAGUUGCAUGGUAGCAUCAAGAGAAAUUGCGUGCACGUGUAGAAAAAACACUUCUUUGUAGCUGGUCAAAAUAAACAUUGAUUUUUACAGUUUCCGUUGAACACAAGCACUUAAAUAAUAUUGGUGUAGCUAACAUCUGGUUAGUGAAUCAAAUCAACUGCUACACCAUUUGUAGUCUUCGAUUGAUAGUGUUGAGUGAUGUGGUGAUUUCAUGUUUAUCAAAUAGCUUAUUUUAAAAGUUCUCAAAUCAGGUAUAAUUUAUAUUCAUUAAUACUUUUAAAGCAUAGCUAACACUAUGCUGGUGGAAGGAUAUUCCCAAAAUUCAGGGCCUGCGUUUAUGUGGGACAAGAUGGGUAAGCUGCUUUCCAUGGUCCAAUGCAUGUCAGGUCUCUAGAAAAGUGUCUAAUGGCAAAUGUUGUGAUACUUUGCACUGAUAAUAGAAGGGGUGAACAUUGUAUGCUACUAUUGUUAAGGUGUGUAUGAAAGUAGUGUUAUUGUUGUAUAGAUUCCUGUAUACAAAGGGGGAAAUUGGGCAUUUAAGUUUUGGGGAUGAGAUGCCCUUUAUUUAAAGCUGCCCUCUGAAUAUUUGAAUAUUACCAAGUGUAUAAAACUCAGUUGUCUACUAACUUUGUUCUAAAGUGAUCAACAAUAAAAAGUAGCAAUAAAAAUAAAGCGGCAAUUUAAAAAAAUGUUCUGUGGCUAAUGAAUAUAGAGCAAGUUGCUGAUGUAAUCUUAAAAUCUUAGGAAAACAUUUUUCAUUUAUUGUGAUUUUAGUAUUUUCCCUAAGUGGUUUUAAUACAGUAGGCAGAAAGCUUAAUCCAGGGCAUGUACUAGGUACUCCAUACUCGAAAGGCAUUUCCUCAUCUUCCCUGAGGAAUCUACUAGGCCAGCCACUGGAUAGAACUAAAACACUGAGUUAACCUGCCCUUUAAAAUUUCUUUGCCAUUUCUUUGAUUCCUGAUGUGUAGAGCAUUGAUUAUAAAUGGUGUAUAGUGUGAUUCUGCAAGAUGGGAAUAAGGGCUAGUUAUGAAUAGUAAGUGCCUUUGUAAUGGGCAAGUUUUUAUCCUUCCUUUCCCAUCCUUACAUUUAAAAAGUAUGCUGACAGUUGUAGACACAGCUUGCUGUAUUGGAUUGAAUGGACAGCACUUAUUCAUGCGGUUUGCCACCCAUUCUGCACAUAGAAAAUAUACAUUUUUUUCACAUGUUCUAGGCUAAGCCAUACUCAUAUUGAGCCUUAAGAAGUGGUAAGUGUUCAGAAGUUAAAGAGCACCAUGCAAGUGUUGGUAUAUUUUGUCAGAAGUUACACCACUGAACCCUAGUGGAAACCAAAUCAAGAUGUGUCAGGAUACUAAGCCAGUAGAACACAUUUUUGCAUAAAACAUGGGAUAAAUGUGUCCACUGUCAGCAUAUUGAGAGAAGGUAUACAUUAUCAUAAAGGAAAAUAAAAUAGAGCCAGUGUGGCAUAAUGAUUAGAGCACUGGGCCAGGACUGGGAGAUCAGGUUCGAAUCCCCACUCAGCUGUGAAGCUUCCUAGGUGACCUUGGGCCAGUCACCAUCUCUUAGCCUAACCCACCUCACAAGGUUGUUGUGAGGAUGAAAUGGGGAGGAGGUGAACCUUGAUCCUUGAAAGAUAAAGGUGGUAUAUAAAUGUAGUAAAUAAAAUAAAGUUUCUUAUUAAAGAAUAGAAUAGUGUGGUAUAGGGAAAGUUCUGAUGGAUUCAUAUUAUAUUCCACAUUUCUGAUAUUUAACUUGUGCUUCAGUGAAUAACAGUGGUGUUUGUGAACACGAGAUUAAAGAGGUGCAUAAGUGGCAGAGGGAAAGCAAGUGGAGUAUCCUCAUCUUUUCACACCUAGGUGCCCAAGGUAGCCAGCAGUAGUAAAAUAUAAAAAUCCAUAUUAAAAAUACAAAUAAAAAAACCAGAGUGGUUUACGCAUUGGGAAAACAAAUAUUAGCAGGUCAAAAGCCUGUAUAAACAAAAAGGUCUUCAUUUAUUGACAAGGUCUGUAGGGUUAGGUGGACUACAGUGUGGACUAUACAAGUCUAUGUUAUCCUAACUAUCGACUCUUAAUUGGUCACCACUCAGAUGUAUGAAUUGUAUGUGACAUAUUCCUUCUUUGCUACAUUUCUCCAAGUCCUGAACUAAACCAAGGCAGAAACCAGUGAAAUAUUUUCCUGGAUUCUUACGACAUCAUGGUGUGGGAGGUAGAGGGAUUUAUAUUUUCCUAUGGCGGGGGAGGGGAGCUCCCUAAUGUAGAAAUCCAUAACAGGGAUUCAAGUUUAACAUUUUGUUUAAAUCUUUAUCUGUGUGUGUUUACAGGGUUCAUGAAAUGACAUUUAUACAUGCAUCUCCCAAAGUUGUUUAAUACAGGGGGGAAAUGCUACUUGAUUCUGCUGAAUGUGUAAACUGGUCUUAACCUUAACAUAUUUGGCUUUUUCCUGGUUAACUGAAAGAAACAAAUAUCCCUAAUGUAAAACUAAAAAGAUACUUUAACUACUGAGAGGAGGGUUUUUUUGCCAUAAAGCUUUGGAUAAACUGUUGAAACAAAUAAAACAGUAAUGAGUGUAGUAGUCUGAACUGAUCUUUCAGUUCAAGCUUGAAACCUGCUUAAAUGCUGUCUGAAGGUCAUGGAAAAACUGAGAAACAUGGGAUGAUACUGCAGUAUUUGGAGUAUCGCUGUAAUUGGAGUCAAUUUAAAGCAGGGAAGGGAAGCUUUUGGCCCUCCAGAUGUUGUUGGACUGCAGUUCCCGCCAUCUAUGACCAUGGAACAUGACUGCUAGGGCUGAUGUGAGUUGGGAAUUCUAGAAACAUCUGGAGGGCCACAUACUCCUCUUCACUUUUCCUACUUUUAAAGAAAGUUCAAACCAUUUACUGAUCUUACCACACUAAUCUGAAUGCAGGAAGAUUUUUCAUUCUUGGUUGCCAGAACCUACAGUACAGUUUAGCAAUGGGGCAUCUAUCAACGCAAAAAACUUCAUUUUCUUAGUCAAAUUUCCAAGAUUGAUCAGUUAGUUCCAUAAAUUUCAAACUGUUUAACAGGUGUGCUAUGCCAUGGUCAUAGCAGUUUGUGAUAAACUACUGUCAACACAGAGGUGAGCCAAUCCAGGAUUUUCCUAGGGGCAGAAGGAUAGGAAGCUGUUGCACAUGGAAGGAGAGAAUUAGUGAAAUUCUUCCAUCCAUAGGAGCAUCCACUUCAGAGUUCCAUUCCACAACCCUAUACAGUCAUACCUUGAAAGUCGAACAGAAUCUGUUCCGGAAGUCGAUUCGACUUCCAAAAUGUUUGGAAACCAAAGCAUGGCUGCAGGAAGCUCCUGCAGCCAAUCAGAAGCUGUGCCGGACAUUUGGCUUUCGGAAACAGGAACACUCACUUUCAGGUUUUGAUCGUUCAGGAGCCAAUUUGUUUGGGAGCCAAGGUGUUUGAGAUCCAAGGUACGACUGUAUCUCAUUCUAUAUAUCUAUUUUUCCAUAUAUCUCCCCUUUGGGCAAAUUACGUAAUACUGAUAGUCUUUUCCUAUCAAAACUUCUGCUCUUAUCUCAACAAGAUUAUCAGCAUCUGUCCAGCUCUGUGCUUUAACUAUCAAAGAGGCUAGUUAUCCUGUUUGUCUCUGCAGAUGAGCAUCUAACCUUACAUGGUCGCCUUCAAUAGGGGAUUGAACAGUCUGUGCUCUUAAAAUUAAGGGUAUAAUAAAGUCUAUGAACAUGCAGAGAUAAUGGAGAGCCUUUCAAAAGUAUUCUUCAGUCCUUUCAGGAGAAAAGGUGGGGUAUAAAUAAAUAAUAAAAAAUAAAGUAGCACAAAUCCAAUGUAAUGAAAGACUCAAAAAUAUAUAGACCAUUGUUCAUUACAAGAGAAGGACAUGAAUAUUAGUAGGGAAUGUGAGAAACCUGGUAGUAAAGUGAUAAUUGGUAAAAUAAUAGAUUCUUCUGGUUCUAUGCAUGUGUAAAGUAGCUAGCAUGCUAUAUAUAGUGCACUGAAAACCUUCAGCAGGAGAAAUAGCUUCAAUGUGCUUCAUAGGUAACAAUUCAUAAAUGAAAUAACAGUCAACUUUGGAAGCUUUUUGGCCUGGGAACCUGCGACUAGGGUCAUAUUAUUGUUCCCAAAACUACCUGAGGACAAUUAUGGAGGAAUAAAGGUACUCGGAUUGUAAAUGUAAUGUUGGUUCAUUAGAAUUAUGAAAAAUAAAAGCACUUCUUAAAAUGAAGUUGAAGGACAGAAUUAGUAAAUUCAUUUUGGAAGCACGAAAGUUUAAAACUGUUAUAAAAUGGGUUGGAUAAAAUGCAUACUUCAGGAUGGAAAGGAUAUGAAUACAGUGGUGCCUCGCAAGACGAAAUUAAUUUGUUCCGCGAGUUUUUUCGUCUAGCGAAUUUUUCGUCUUGCGAAGCACGAAAUCCCAUAGGAAUGCAUUGAAAUUCAAUUAAUGCGUUCCUAUGGUCAAAAAAAGUCCAAACAAAGCCAAAUUUGGUACAACAAGAGUUUAUUAAGUGCUCUUUAAAGUCACACAUACUGUAAAGAGCAUUUCAAAACUGAAGGAACAAUAAAUUAAGUUUCUAAACAUGACAGAAAAACAUUUAAAAAUCAACAAAGUGUACAGUACAUUUUCUAAGACUCUGGGGGACAACUUGAAGAAGGUUCCUCUUCCACUCUUUGCUUCUUGCUGAAGAACCCCCUCCUCAACUGUUCCCCCAGCCACCCACCACACAGAAAUUCAAAUCCAGAAUUUUUUUUUAAAAAACAGCAGAGUGGCCCAAUGGUCACAGAAAAUCAUAAAAAUGCAGAAAAAAACCACACAAGCUUCCAGAUUCUUGCAAACCCCUCCUCAACUGUUCCCCCAGCCACCCACCACACAGAAAUUCAAAUCCAGAAAUUUAUUAAAAACCAGCAGAGUGGCCCAAUGGUCACAGAAAAUCAUAAAAAUGCAGGAAAAAACCACACAAGCUUCCAGAUUCUUGCAAACCCCUCCUCAACUGUUCCCCCAGCCACCCACCACACAGAAAUUAAAAUACAGAUUUUUUUUAAAAAAAAAAACAAACAGCAGAGUGGCCCAAUGGUCACAGAAAAUCAUAAAAAUGCAGAAAAAACACACAAGCUUCCAGAUUCUUGCAAACCCUCCACAACACCAAGUCCUUGAAUUCCAAACACCCCAACCCAAAAUCCAAAAACCCCCAAAAAGUUUUUAAAGUUUAACUUACCAAAUGGCUGCAAAAGAAGUUUUGGAAAAGCUUCAAAAAUCACCAAAGUCUUCAAAAACCUCAAAAAGGCUACCACACCGCAUUCUAUGAGUUGCUCCUCGAAGUCAAGUCGCAACUGUAUUAACGGUGUUAAGAAAAAGGAAACAAACUUGCAAGACGUUUUUGUUUUUCGUCUUGCGAAGCAAGCCCAUAGGGAAAUUCGUCUUGCGAAGCAGCUCAAAAAACGCAAAACCCUUUCGUCUAGCGAGUUUUUCGUCUUGCGGGGCACCACUGUACCAGUGUAGCUGAGUAAAUAGUCUCUAAAGAAUGUCGUAAAAGGUAAGGAUUAUACUGAUAAUAGGAAAUGAAGAAAGGAGGUGUGUCUUCGAUAAACACAGAUGAAAGUUAUAGUAAUUGAGUAGAGAUACUUCAGAGAAGCUAAUGCAUACUUUGCAUCCAUUUCAGUGAAAAAGACCCUCUUAAUAAUUUUCUUCAGGGAGGGUAUCUCAAGAACUACUGAUAAGCAUAGGUAUGCUCACCAAUUCCUUGCCUGGGGAGAAAGUGGAGGCAGUGGGUGGUUUUAGUGGAGCCCAUGAUGGGAUAAGAGCUAGGAGUUCUGGUAUCAAAAGUAGUGGAAAUGAGGCUAUUUGCAUUUAUUUCCACAAUUAAGUAUGCUUGCUCCCUGAGCAUUGAAUGUCUGCCUUGGUUCAAAUUGAUGUGAAGAGAAUUUUCUCAUUUGGAUGCUGGUGUUUGUAGACUAGUUCACACACCCCUCCAAGUGGGAAAUGGCACUCAGUGGAUAGCUGUAGUUGAAUUGGUGGUAACCAUUCAGGAAGUAUUAUGCGAUUGUGGACAACUUCCUAUGCUGUGACAGUGGAAGAAAGAAAAUGGUACUCAGAAUUACUAAGAAAUGAUUGAAAAUAAACAGCUUAUCAUUAUGUUAGUAUAUGCAACUAUGAUGCUACCAUGUUUGGAAUAUACUGUAUCUGGUCACUCCAUGCAAAUAAACCACAGGGAAAGAUACAGAAAUGAACAAAUGAUGGAUAAGGUACUAGAGAACCUUUUCUAUGAGGAAAUAAUGGUUAUGGCUUUUCAAGUACAAAAGAAUUCAAACAGUUGACUUGACACGCUGUAAACUGGUUGAAAAAUUGGCUGAUCACUUGUGAAAAUCAUGGGCCCUUUGGUCUGAUCUAGCAGGGCUACUCUACAAUUACAUUCUUGGCAAGACUUUGCCACUUGUACACAAUGCAGGUCAGCUUGAAAAACAACCCUGGUUUCUGCUCAAGGCAGGUUACGUAAGAGAGUGUUCAGAAAAUGUUAGAUACCUCAGAUCUUGCUGAAACCAUAUUAGUUUGGACCUGGAUGUGCUUUAGUUUCUUUGGAUUCAUUCAUUGUGCUUAAUGCUUCUCAAUUCCUGUGCAGUUUAAAAGAGUUUGUAGAAAUAUAAAGUUGUACAAGCAUAUAUUUAAUUUUAAGCUGUCUAAUCUUUAUACCCUAUAGAAUUCAAGGAAGCCUUUUCGCUAUUUGAUAAGGAUGGAGAUGGUACUAUAACGACAAAAGAACUGGGGACAGUGAUGAGGUCACUUGGGCAGAAUCCAACAGAAGCAGAGUUACAGGACAUGAUCAACGAAGUAGAUGCUGAUGGUAAGCUUGUUCUAAAAUAGUUAAGUUGCUCCAACACCAAUGGCUUUCAUUUAACAACCAAAUUAUCUUACAGGCAAUGGCACAAUUGACUUCCCUGAAUUUUUGACAAUGAUGGCAAGAAAAAUGAAGGAUACAGACAGCGAGGAGGAAAUUAGAGAAGCAUUCCGUGUAUUUGAUAAGGUAUUCAAUUAAUACACUUGGGAGAAGGAAUAUCUGAAACUGCAAAUUCAGAUAAUUUUCAUAUUCAGCACCAGAUUUCUAGUUUCAGCUAAGUUAGCAUCCGCUCUCCAUUUGGCUGGGUUGUUUAACUCAAUCAGUUAUACUUAGUGCUGAGAAACAGGUCAGAUUCUUAAUCUCUCGAAGCCCUGAUAUUUCAUAUGAAUUGAGAUGCAACUUGAGGUGUGCUGGUGAGGCCCUGCUUAAAGUAUCAUCUUAUUUGGUUAACAAAUUGGUGUCUACAAAAAGCAGGACUUUGGGGUGGUAGCCUCAGAACUGUGGGGGCUGUUCAGGUGAUUUAUUUCAUAACAUUUAUAUUCUGCUUGAUAGUAAAAAUAUAUAUAUCAAAGUGUCAGUUCUUUAAAACACUUCUUCAUACUCUCCUAUAAAUUCUUUUAGGAGGUUGGUUCCUGCUGGUUCUGAUAAGUCUGCUGUUGAUACAUUUUAUUGCUUAACCCAUUUCAUGAGCAUUUUGAGAAUUUGUUGCUGUUUAAGAUCUUACGUCCAGUUACUUUGUGACAUUUCUGAAAAAGAUCAAGCCACAGUUGGAAUUUGAAACUAAAGCUCUCAUAUGAGCUCAUGAACCUGUCAUAUAUGUUCCCUAUGAGAACAGGCCCUUGGCCUGAUCUAGUCAGCUAUUCUUAUGUUCUUAACCCAUUAAUAAAUUGGUGUAUGUUCACAGAACAAUUUUGAGAUAUUCCCAUUUCCUAUUAAGUAGUUCUUGCUGAGGCAGGAAAAGGAAGCCCUCAGAUAUUGUGACAACUCAUAGAGUAGGAAUUCAUUCAUAUCACUACUGCCCUGCAAAACCUAGGCUUGGCUAUGUUGGGAACUAGUUCAUAAUAACACUCUUUACUCCAAACAAAAUUAAAAAAUUCCUUCCAGAAGCGCCUUAGAGACCAACUAAGUUUGUUACUGGUAUGAGCUUUCGUGUGCAUGCACACUUCUUCAGAUACCAUUGAGUAUCUUCAGAUACUCCGUUGUGGAAGUCUAGUGAUGCAAACCAAGCAACAAUCUAGCUAGUCAGCAACUGCAUAAUAUGACUGGUUUCUGAAAUUUAAAUGAUGUUUCUUACAAAACAAUAAAGGUAUAAACAAUUCCAGGGAGAAUUUACGUAUUGGCAACACCAUUCAUAACGUAAGUGACCUGCAUGUUGAUUUUAUACCCAAGGCAGUCCAAAAUACAGAUGGUGCUAUAAAUUUUAAGUAGCUCAAAAUUUCUGGCCAUGUUGUGCACCUCUAGGCAAGGGUGGGAUUUGAAGGGGAUAGUGGAUUAAAAAAUGGAAGUUAUGCCUGAUCAAGGCAGUUUCUGGCAUUUAUUUCCUGUUGCAUAAGUACUAACUUGCACACACCUGAAUAUAGCAAAGCUCAACAAACUACUUGUAAAUGUUUUACAGGAUGGUAAUGGUUAUAUUAGUGCUGCAGAGCUUCGCCAUGUGAUGACAAAUCUUGGAGAGAAAUUAACAGAUGAAGAAGUUGAUGAGAUGAUUAGAGAAGCAGAUAUUGAUGGUGAUGGUCAAGUAAACUAUGAAGGUAAAAUUGAUAACUGAUUUUCUCAUUGACUAAUAUAGCCCUCAUUGACUAAUAUAGUUGCCUGAACUUACUGGCCAGAAUACAAAUAAGGUUUGUUUCCAUGCACAUGUUGGGAUAUUCCAUACUUGCAUUCUUUGCUGCUGCUGCUUCAGCAUUUGUAGCAAAGCUAGUGUAGUUCAAUAUGGUCUAACUACCAUUCUGCCACAAACUUAAAUAUGCUUAAUUAAUAAAUAAUGAAUAAUAAACUUUGCAUAUUUCUGUACAGUAGGAAAGUGGUCUGUUCUCAGUGUAAUGCAGACAGUGACUUUUUAUCAUAGUACAUAGCUGUUAGGUUUGUUCAGAAGUGCCAUUGUAGUUUAAGUUGAUCACUUAUGUAAGAAUAAACUCACCAAACAGAUAUUGCCCUGGGCUUAGAACAUGCAGUUGGGCUAUUUUAUUUAAGGCAUUUAUAUGCCACCCUUCAAAGUACUUAUUUCAGGGCAGUUUCAUUUGCGUUAUAAAAGCAAAACAAAAUAAUUAAAAUAUCAUGAACUUCUAAUGUUUGAAAUACAGCAUUCUUCUAAUAUUUAAAAUACUAGCCAUUAAAAUAUCUGCAAGGAUAAAAAAAAAUGCCUUAACCUAGUCCCGAGAAGAUAGACAUACUGGGAGCCAGGUGACCUAGGAAACUAAUAUGGUGUGUCUAAUAUUUGAAAUCUUCAUGUAGAUCCCUAAAUGGAUAGCUUUUCAGUUAGGUAGAUAAGAAGUUUAAAAGAAGUUUUGAAAGAAAACUGAGUACUGUUUAUUGAUGCAAGGAGGGGAGCUACUAGUAGUCAUAAGCUGUUAUUUUAAUUGUUGCUUUUAAAUGUCUUCCAAUGUGUUUUGAUUAUUUUUAACUAGCUAGUUUUUAUUAAUGUUGGAAGCUGCCUUGAAUCCCUGCUUGGGAAAAGGCAGGAUAUAAAUCAUUUUUUAAAAAUCCUUAUUAUCAUUUAAUAUAUAUCUGAAAUAUAUCUGCCUAAGUUGUAGAGAGCUACCAUUAAGAGUAUUUCUAAUAAGUAGAAGCACUUAAUGUAGCAAGUUGAUUCUUAAUACGAACAUGUUGCAGAAAUACUUGAAUAAACAUGACUGUCUCUUUUCCUCUACAGAGUUUGUACAAAUGAUGACAGCAAAGUGAAGACACUGUACAGAAUGUGUUAAAUUUCUUGUACAAAUUGUUUAUUUGCCUUUUUCUCUGUUUGUAACUUAUCUGUAAAAGGUUUCCCCCUACUGUCAAGAGAAUAUGCAUGUAUAGUAACAAACUCAUUCCUCCAUGUUUUUCCCUUUAUCUGUCAUCCUGAUAUUUUGGGAAAAUGAUCAAAGUAACAAAUGUUUGCAUGUGGCUUACUCUGGAUAUUUAAGCCCUUCCACACUUCUAAAGCUAGAUGAUGUGUUGGUCAAAUGAGGGAACAUCUAGGUUAUGCCUGUUUUAAAAUUAGUUCUUUUAGGAAACUUAGCAUGUUGUUGAAAUGUAGUCUUAACUCUGUGUGGACUAUGGACAGUCAACAAUAUGGAACUUAAAAAGUUUGCACUAUUGCAAAACGGGUGUAUUAUCCAGGUACUCGUACACUAUUUUUUGUACUGCUGGUCCUGUACCAGAAGACCUUUUAUUCUAUGGUUACUAUGCUUUUAAAACUUUUGUUCAGCCACUUAUUUUCAAAAGAAUCUGCUUAUGGCACAACUUGCCUCAAAUCCAUUCCAAGUUGUAUAUUUGUUUUCCAAUAAAAAAUUACAAUUAACCCAUAUUGUUCCUCUGUCUCUUUAAACAUUUUGUAUAUCCCUUGUCAUGUUAAUUCUUGAUACUUCAAUAGGAACAGCAGAUACAGACUUAAGAAUGUCGGGGAGAUGGCCCAUUGGAGCUUCUAUGUUAGAUAUUUGUUAUCUGUAAUGCCUCUAUUGACACAUGACAUCAUUGAUCUAUUCUGUACAGACACACUCAACUGUAAGGGACUGGUUUUGGGGUGUUGCUGGAGCUGGUUCUAAGUUGGGAGCUGUGGCCAUAGUGGUGUUUUCAAUUAUACCCACUACAUUAAUUUGAUGACCUCUGACUGCAUUACUGUAAAAACCUGAAAAGCAUUGUACACAAUGUUUGAUUGAAGAAUGGAUUGGAAGCUUCAGCCUAGCAGCUCAUCUGCUAAGAGGUUUGGACAGAUACUUGCAUCAUUUCUCAAAGCAUAAGCACUGACUGCUGGUCUGUUUUUGGGCUCAAUUCAAAGUGCUGGCACAAAUGUCUUUGAGUAUAACUAUAUGAGUGAAUGUUUCCUUUCAUAUGAGGCCUUCCUCCUCAGCAUUUAUUAUCUUCCAAUGAGUUUCUGCUUCAAAUUAUAUCACAGGGACACCAGAUUAGCCUUUAUCAGAAGCAUGGCUUUCUGUAGCAUCCCCAAUGCUAUGAACUACUACUUCUGCAGACAAAUAAAAACCUUGUUUCCGAC
This is a messenger RNA of Podarcis lilfordi (Lilford's wall lizard), 20318 nucleotides long. The record is from the annotation of a GenBank genome assembly. NCBI's taxonomy places the organism in Eukaryota, Metazoa, Chordata, Lepidosauria, Squamata, Lacertidae.